Molecule: messenger RNA, 781 nt
Organism: Babesia bovis T2Bo
Lineage: Eukaryota; Apicomplexa; Aconoidasida; Piroplasmida; Babesiidae
Product: Snf7 family protein
Exons: 3
Coding region: 40-711 (223 amino acids)
Biological process (GO): late endosome to vacuole transport via multivesicular body sorting pathway; vesicle budding from membrane
Cellular component (GO): ESCRT III complex; multivesicular body; cytoplasmic side of plasma membrane
Source: RefSeq, a predicted model, not a curated record
GAUUGCUCCAUUUAAUGAUGAACCGUUUAAUUAUUAACAAUGGUGUUUAGUUUGCUUCGUCGGUCCAAACGAAGCGCUAUUCGUGAGCCUUCUAGUAGCAACAAGCAUGAUGUGGAAUCAGCUUUGGAGUUAGGUAAGAAGGCUAUACAGGACAUGAAUCAGCAUCUUUUGAUUUUGGAUGAGCGUAUCAAGGGUUGCAUUGCAGAGGCAAAAGAGCGGUACAGUAAAAAUGACAAGGCUGGAGCUUUGGGCGCGCUGCGCCGCAAGAAGUUAUACGAGGAGGAGGCUUCGCGUGUUACAUCUUCGAUAAUGACGCUCGAGACACAGAACAUUACUCUGGAGGGUGCUCAGAUGCAGCAGGUUGCCCUCAACGCCUUGACCACUGGCGCUGCUGCGCAUAAAAGGUUCCAAGAUUGCAUGGCUGCCAAUGCUGUUGACGACCUCAUGGAGCAGCUUGAGGAGCAGCGUGAAACCCAGUAUGAGAUUUACGACUCCAUGACCCAAGGUGUGACGUUGGCUACAGAAUUUGAGGAUGAGCUGGAGGCCCUGAUGAGGGACGAACAAGUAGAGCAGGUGGCCGUGGGCAACUCCCUUGCGGAGAUCGAGGCGGAGCUGCUUGCGGAGGAAGCUCAAGGUAAACAAAAGACAGCCGUUUCGGCUGUAAACAAAACAACAAUACAAACGUCAGCACCAUCUCCAAUCGCACAGUAAUAAUUUGGUCAUUCCACAUUUAACGUUUUACGUUCCUUUAUUUUGCCUCUGCAUAUGGGACAGUUGGUGC